AUGUUCGAGACGUGCUCGCGCCGCGCACCUUCGUCUUUGCUUGAUCUCCUGCGAAGGCUCGAACUUUCGCCCGUUCCACCGGCUCUGCCGAGCGCUAAGACUCUUGAUCCGGCAGAGGCCUGCCCGAAUAGCCUGGAUAAGAAUGCCCACCUGGAACAGACGAGCGAGUGCCGCGACGGACUGGUGCAGUGCCGCAGAUGUGUUGACAUCCACGAGGCCCUCGCAAGACUUUCUUUGGGUUCCGCCUGCGAAUCUAGACUUAUCUCGAAUCUGCCUUCCAUCCAGGAGCUUCUCCGGAUCGCGACAUUGAAAAGACUUCAGUUGCGACUCCGAAGCGACCCUUUCUUGGUCGCGUUUAGCCGCUUUGGCGGCGCAUGCAGUGGGCGACAGAACGCGGAAGCUGGCGAUUUCGGCCUUUCCAGAGACGGCCGAGAAGGCGGUACACCAGAGGCAGAUACCGUCCAUCGGCUCACGCGCCAGUCCACGUCCCCUGGCUUCAAAGAUAUCCUAGGGAGUUUGGACGAUCCGUGCGUUGACAGCUGGCCAGCAUCGGCAACCACCGGGUCUGCAGAUCCUGGGAUGCCCUUCAGCUUCGACAAACGGCUUUUGUCCGAACCAAGAAUCCCAGGCUUGUUUUCAUCUGUAUGGUCUUUGCCUGCGUCGCUCAUCCGGGGGUACGUACACCGCUGGGCUCUCGUCGGGCAGCUGACAAAGUUUUUCGCCCUCCGAGGAGGCCUGAAAACGACGGACGCCCUGACAGAAGAGCGCCGUCCGCCAGCCGCAUCACAGGGGAUGCCGCAGCUGCGCCAUUCAGAGGCGGUGGAGCCGGGCUCAAAGACCCAUACGGUACACGCUGAAAUAGAGGAGAGGGCUCUCGAUGCCUUGAAACUUCGCGCCGGUGGGCUGUGGGCCGCAGUUCGGCGCUCCAAGGAAAAGGUUCAACGCCUUCAACAGCUGCCUCAAGUCCUCAUUAUUCAGAUCAGUUCAUUAGGCGUCACGGCGUACGGUCAAGUCUACAAGCAGCUGGAGCGCUGUACCUUUCCUCUUGUACUUGAUGCCUUGUCUCUUCUUGGGCCUGCGGGGGAUAAUGUGAACGGCAGUCAUGCCCAUUCUUUUAACAGCAGUGACGUCUGUGAGCUACCCCCGCAGACCAGCCCGGGAAUGCUGAGUUCGGAAACUCAGAAGCGAGGAGUGGUAACCAAUUCUACGACAUGCGACCGGGGAAUCUGCCCAGCUGCAGGAUGGGGGUGUGAGAGUGCGGCGGAGACGAAUGCCGAUCUCCAGCAGGAGAAGCUGAGAACUCGAUUUAAUGGCCCGCUGUACGAGCUCAGGGCUGUCAUCAGUCAUCUGGAAGAAACGACCCAACGCAAGGGUAUUGCGCAGUGCGACAAGCCUGGUAGUCCUGAGCAAGGAGAGGCACUUCGCGCUCGUACAGCGUGGACCAAGGCGAGGCAGGAUAUGUGGCUGCGCCAGAGCACCAUUCUCGGAGCAUCAGCUGCGUCGUUUGUUCGAGUGUCGGAUUCCUGCGUUCGGGUUGUCGGCGUGGACGAAGUCAUGGCGACAGCGCCUUACCUUCUGUUCUACCAGGUUGCCUCUCCGGCUGUUUUUUGA
Neospora caninum is the source of this 1611-nucleotide messenger RNA. RefSeq lists its product as hypothetical. Gene Ontology annotation, biological process: protein deubiquitination. Bases 1 to 1611 code for a protein of 536 amino acids. Lineage: Eukaryota; Apicomplexa; Conoidasida; Eucoccidiorida; Sarcocystidae. The record is from RefSeq and is a predicted model, not a curated record. The transcript is spliced from 7 exons. Gene Ontology annotation, molecular function: cysteine-type deubiquitinase activity.